UCUAGCGCCUCCCGACGUUUUCUGGGUUUCGCUUUGCAGCAGUGCGCUAUUCCAACCUGUCGUGUACCAGAAUGCUGCAUCUCGAUUCGUAUUCACGCAGUUGCUUCAAAGCAUCUCUACAGUAUGCAGUCAGCGCUCCUACGCUGUCACGAAGGACAGCUCAACUUGGAUGUGACGUUAACUUGCGGUCAGUCUUUCAGGUGGACAAAAAACAGCAAAGGGGAAUGGACCGGCGUGCUUGCAAACAAAGUGUGGUUCCUCAAGCAAGAUGACACGGGCAACAUUCAUUACAAGGUUGUCAAGCCAGAAAACGAGGAGCUCAACCUUGCACAAACGUUAUUAAACAAGAAGGCACGAAAACGAAAAUUAAAUGAUUCAGUGUGCGUGGGCCAAGACGACAACGCCGAAGAGAGUGUUCUCAGAGACUAUUUUCAGUUGAAUGUCGAUGUGGAACAACUGUACCAGCAGUGGGCAUCGAUAGAUCCAGUAUUCGAGAAAGUAUCAAAGAGACUUCCUGGUGUCAGGAUCCUAAGACAAGAUCCAUUGGAAGCACUAAUGGCUUUCAUCUGUUCAUCCAACAAUAACAUUACCAGAAUAACGAGCAUGGUUAACACGCUGUGCCAGAAAUACGGAAACAAGUUGCUGCAGCUGGGGUCUGAAAGCUACUUUGCAUUUCCAGAAGUGCAAAGGCUAGACAGGGAUGGAGUCGAGGGCGAACUCCGAGCUGCUGGAUUUGGCUACAGGGCCAAAUACAUCCGCGCCACAGCAAAGGAAUUGUCAUCUCGUGAACCUCGUUGGUUAGAAUCUCUCAGAGACACAGACUACGCUGUAGCGCACGCCGAACUGUGUAGGCUACCUGGCGUAGGUGCAAAGGUGGCAGACUGCGUCUGUUUGAUGGCACUUGACAAGCCUGACGUUGUACCGGUCGACACACACGUUUGGCAGAUUGCAGUGAGAGACUAUUUGCCGCAUCUCUCCAAGAACAAGACACUUACAGACAAAGCUUAUAAGGAAGUUGGAAAUUUUUUCAGAGAGAAGUUUGGUCCUUAUGCAGGAUGGGCACACUCUGUGCUCUUUGCGGCAGAUUUGAAGCCCUCCAAAGCACGUGCCAAAGAAAGCUGACCAGCCUUUACUACAGAAAAGUAUUAGAGAUAUUUUCACUAGAUCGUUUUAAGUCUGUGUGGUGUACGUUGCUUUCCACCUGUUUUUUUUUUUUUUUUUCAUUAUGAGAAGUUAAACACAUACUGAAGCACUUCUAUAGUUGAUUGUGGAUGAAUUUCUCAUAUAGGUUCUUUUGAUUGUAAAUUUUAUGAAGCAUCAUAAAUGGUCAGAGAAGUUGCAUGUCACAUGCAGCUAAUAACAGACAGAAAAAAAUAGCAGAUAAUAAUAUGUUUUGACAUCCAGCUGAGAAAGUGUUGUACGUUGUACUGUACGUCUGUUGGAAAAAUAAUGAUAAUAAAAAAAGGAAACUCCA
This is a messenger RNA of Ornithodoros turicata, 1474 nucleotides long. It is a transcript of the gene Ogg1, whose product is annotated as N-glycosylase/DNA lyase-like. NCBI's taxonomy places the organism in Eukaryota, Metazoa, Arthropoda, Arachnida, Ixodida, Argasidae. The coding region runs from base 124 to 1122 and encodes 332 amino acids. Gene Ontology annotation, biological process: base-excision repair, AP site formation; nucleotide-excision repair; base-excision repair. The transcript is spliced from 7 exons. Gene Ontology annotation, cellular component: nucleus. The record is from RefSeq and is a predicted model, not a curated record. Gene Ontology annotation, molecular function: damaged DNA binding; 8-oxo-7,8-dihydroguanine DNA N-glycosylase activity.